This is a messenger RNA of Peromyscus leucopus (white-footed mouse), 4041 nucleotides long. It is a transcript of the gene Acox3, whose product is annotated as acyl-CoA oxidase 3, pristanoyl. Bases 101 to 2203 code for a protein of 700 amino acids. Gene Ontology annotation, molecular function: FAD binding; fatty acid binding; pristanoyl-CoA oxidase activity. Gene Ontology annotation, cellular component: peroxisome. The record is from RefSeq and is a predicted model, not a curated record. Gene Ontology annotation, biological process: fatty acid beta-oxidation using acyl-CoA oxidase; lipid homeostasis. The transcript is spliced from 18 exons. Lineage: Eukaryota; Metazoa; Chordata; Mammalia; Rodentia; Cricetidae.
CUGAUUUGCAUCUCAGGAACCUUCUAGGCAGAUAUUGUCCUGUGUGCCCACAUCCUUGCUUCUGAGAAACAGGUGGUGAAGCAACUCGGUUGACAAUACCAUGGGAUCCACCCCGGAAGGAAGAGACAGUGCUUUAUGGCCAGACACCCCCAAGGGCCCCCUGAGUGCCUACCGAGCAAGAGCUUCCUUCAGCUCCAAGGAGCUGCUGCUAUUCUGGGACGGCGAAGAUGCGCUCCAGUUCAAGAAAACCAUCUUCGAGGCUCUGGAGAAUGACCCUCUCUUUGACCGAUCCUCUGGGGCUGAUCUGCCUCUAGAGAAGCAGCGGGAACUGAACUUCCUUCGCUGCAAGCGCAUCUUCGAGUAUGGCUUCUUCCACAUGGAUGACCUGUUGAAGGACCCCCUGAAGAUCCCAACGUUGAUUACCUGCCUGGGCAUGUACGACUGGUCCCUGGCUAACAAAUGUGUCCUCCACAUGUUGGUUUUUGGAUCCACAAUUUUCAGUUCUGGUUCUGAGCAGCGCUUCAAGUAUCUUAAGAAGAUCUUUAACAUGGAGAUUUUUGGAUGUUUUGCUCUGACUGAACUGAGUCACGGGAGUAACACCAAGGCCAUGCGAACCAUAGCUCACUACGAUCCCGCCACCCAGGAGUUCAUCUUACAGUCCCCGGAUUUUGAGGCUGCCAAAUUUUGGGUAGGCAACAUGGGCAAGACAGCGACGCACGCGGUGGUGUUUGCUCAGCUGCACAUGCCGGAUGGCCAGUGCCACGGGCUGCAUUCCUUCCUGGUGCAGAUUCGGGACCCGAAGACCCUGCUCCCCAUGCCAGGGGUGCUGGUCGGCGACAUAGGGAAGAAGCUGGGACAGAAUGGCCUGGAUAACGGAUUUGCCAUGUUCCACAAAGUUCGAAUUCCUCGACAGAACCUCCUGGACUGGACUGGGAGUAUCACCUCCGAGGGCACUUACAGCACCCCCUAUAAGGAUGCCCGGCAGCGUUUAGGAGCAUCCUUGGGCGGUCUGUCCUCAGGACGCAUCUCCAUUAUUGGCAUGUCCGUGGUCAACCUGAAGCUGGCAGUGUCCAUAGCGAUCCGAUUCUCGGCCAUGCGGUGUCAGUUUGGACCCACAGAUGAGGAAGAAAUUCCUGUCCUUGAAUAUCCACUGCAGCAAUGGCGCCUACUUCCAUACCUGGCAGCUGCCUAUGUCUUGGACCACUUCUAUAAGACGCUCUUCUUGGACCUGAUAGGGCUACAGUUUGGCCUGCUGGAGGGAAACAACAGUACCAGGCAGGCGGAGCUUGGACGUGAGAUCCACGCCCUGGCAUCAGCUGGCAAGCCCCUAGCCUCCUGGAUAGCCCAACAGGGGAUCCAGGAGUGCCGCGAGGCGUGUGGGGGACACGGCUAUCUGGCCGUGAAUCGGCUUGGUGACCUCAGAAAUGACAAUGAUCCAAACUGCACCUAUGAAGGCGACAACAACGUCCUGCUGCAACAGACCAGCAACUACCUGCUCAGCUUCCUGGAACGCCGGCUCCAAGACGGAGCUGCCUUCACAAGCCCUCUCAAGACAGUGGACUUUCUGGAAGCCUAUCCUGGAAUCUUGGACCAGAAGUUCACGGGCUCCAGCCAAGCUGACUGGCUGGACUCAGCAGCCCCCCUGGCAGCAUACCGCUGGCUCGUCUGCUACCUGCUCCAAGGGAGUCAUCAGAAAUUCUGUCAAGAGAAACAGUCCAGAGGCAGCGACUUUGAAGCCAGAAACAACAGCCAGGUGUACUGUUGCCGGCCCCUGGCCCUGGCCUUCCUAGAGCUCACUGUGGUGCAGCGAUUCCACACGCACACACACAGCUCCAGCGUGCCUCCAUCUCUGCAGGCCGUGCUUCGGCGGCUCGGCAUGCUCUACAGCCUCUGGUCCCUGAACCGGCAUAUGGCCCUGCUCUACCGAGGUGGCUACAUUUCUGGUGAACAAGCAGGAAGGGCGAUGGAGGACGCCAUCAUGUCACUGUGUGAGCAGCUGAAAGAUGAUGCAGUGGCUCUGGUGGACGUGAUCGCCCCUUCCGACUUUGUUCUGGGCUCCCCAAUUGGCAAAGCUGAUGGUGAGCUCUAUAAAAACCUGUGGGCAGCCGUCCUGCAGCAGGACGGGGUGUUGGAGCGUGCCACCUGGUGGCCUGAGUUCACUGCCAACAAACCCUUGGCCAGCAGGCUCAAGUCCCAGCUGUAGACAUGGUGGCAGAGGCGGCCACAGCAGAAGCAGCUGACCCAGAGGCCUGGACCCAGGACACCAAGAUACCCACGCUGAAAACCACGCACACCGUGCCUCUUCUGGUCCCUCGUCGACCUGUCAUCCCCAUCCUCCAAUGGGGACAGGUCAUGUCUCAUGUGCAGGGUCAAGGAGUUUACACAGUGUGUCUCCCUGAGGGUCUUGGGAUUUUAGUGCAGGAUUUUACCCAUGCUGUCUUGGGAUACAGAUAGGAAGGAAAAAUCGGGGCUCACAAUGAAGGCUUCUGUUCAGGGGAACUUUGGGGUCCAUGGGAGAUUUUUGCAAAGCUCUAUUCUCUAUUCUGUCUUCUGAUUCUUUAACCCUUCUGUGGUGUUGUUACUUAUGGCUCUGUACCAUGGAACAUGAGAACGAUGUCAUUUGAAGAUUUUUAUGGGAAAAAAUGCUUUAUUACUUAUUUUGGUAGCACCAGAAGUUUCCACAGAGGAAGGGCCCCCACAGAGGAAGGGCCCCCACAGGGGAAGGGCCCCCACAGGGGAAGGGCCCCCACAGGGGAAGGGCCCCCACAGGGGAAGGGCAUGGUGGUGGGGACAUCUAGCCUACUCACCAUGACAUCCCCACUGUGUCAGUGACUGGGUGGCAAUGGUUUCAGUCCUUGUAUUUCUAAAACAGGGGCAAUGCCCGGUGCCAUCUGUCCCCACCAAGCGUCCCUCAGCAAAUUCACAUGUGGCAUGACCCUGCUACACUGGCCACAGCCAGACCCUAGUGCUUCUGAAAGCUAUGGGGCCAUGCUGCCGUCCCUUCCCGCUGUAGGAAGGAUCCUGUCCUCUUAGCCUUUCCCAUGGGCUGUUCUGAGGCCCAGGUGCUUGCUGAGCCCAAGAGCCUCUUUAGCACCUUGCUCUUGGUCAAGCCCACCCCCCGCCCUGGCUCAGCCCCCUCCCAGAGUUCCACUCCAGCCCAGUGGCAUGGGCGGGCUCUGGGGACCGCCACCUGGAGUCCCUGUGGAACAUGGGAACCAUGCGUUCACAGAUGAUCCCCUCCACCUGGAUCUGUGGCUUUUCCCAACAGUGAGGACUAAGUCUUAGGUCUCCUCGGGUCCUGCCAGCUCUUGGGUUUUGUGCUUUUCCCCUCCUGCCGCACAAUGGUCACCUCAGUCACCUGUGUGGGUGACUUGGGUUUUUUUUUUGGGGGGGGGCGGGGGAGCUUGCUUUACUAUCCUGUCCGAUUGGAGGCUGAGCAGCAUGUCACAGAAGUGGCUAAGGUCGGUAGAGUGUGGCAUUAAGAUAAGUCACGUGGUUCCCGGGGUGAAGCAGUCUGGCUGCAGAGCUUCCAUUGGUGGCUCCGAUACCGACAGGGUUGAAGUGAUAGAAAAUUAUCAGCAGUGAUGACUUCUGGGGGAGGAAGGGUCAGUUUUCUUUUAAGAGUGGCCACUGGUGGGUUGACCAUGCUCCAUUGUAUGUUCACACACCCAAGAGUUUAUGUGCAGGCACAAAGUGGACUUGAUGGAUUUUUAAAAAUAUGUGUGUGUGUUUUCAUAUCCACCCAUUGGGUAUGUCUUUGUUCCUGGGGCAGAGACUGGCUCUCUGGACACCCAGACUUCGAUGGAUGUCCUGUUAGCUUGCAGGCAUCACAUGCCUUGCAAGGAGGAAGCCUGUAUCCUUAGUCACUGCCAGGGUACAUGUGCUCCACUCCUGUUCUGAGGGUGAGGCUGGUGGCAUGUGAAACAGGCCCAUGGGCAGGAGCCACAUUAUUGAGACAGACUUGUAAAGGUCCCUUAAAAAUGACACAUUUAUAAACAGCAGUAAAAACUUGAAUAAUUGCAAUAAAGUGUUGAAAUUGAA